Molecule: messenger RNA, 465 nt
Organism: Linum trigynum
Lineage: Eukaryota; Viridiplantae; Streptophyta; Magnoliopsida; Malpighiales; Linaceae
Source: the annotation of a GenBank genome assembly
AUGAGAGGUAUGGGAAACACAAUGAUGUCCAAGUUCUUGAAAUAUUGGAAAGACUACAACUUAGUGCUUGCUUUUGGUGUCAUUUUGGAUCCUCGUUACAAGCUUGCAUUUGUCAAAUUUUGCUAUGAAAAGUUGGGCGAAGAGUACACUUUAAAGCCGAAGGCUAUUAUGGAUGAUUUGGAGCUGCUCUUUAAGGAGUACAAAACUCAAUCGUCCACUUUACCUAGUCAAAGUGUGGUGCAUAUGGCAUCUCUGAGUGUUCCUUUGGAUAGCCACACUGAUGUAAUUGCUUCAGAGUCGUCUUUUAGUUUGGGAGGUAGAAUAUUAUCCAAAUGGAGGACUUCCAUUUUGUCUGAUACCCUUGAAGCUGUUAUGACAACUCGUAAUUGGAUGCAUGGAUAUAAAAUGGAUGAGGAUAAUGAAGAUGCAGAAUAUGAUGGAGAAGAACUGAAGCUUGUUGAUUGA